Spea bombifrons (plains spadefoot toad) is the source of this 1165-nucleotide messenger RNA. RefSeq names its product cathepsin W-like. NCBI's taxonomy places the organism in Eukaryota, Metazoa, Chordata, Amphibia, Anura, Pelobatidae. The transcript is spliced from 11 exons. Gene Ontology annotation, molecular function: cysteine-type endopeptidase activity. Gene Ontology annotation, cellular component: lysosome. The record is from RefSeq and is a predicted model, not a curated record. Bases 65 to 1051 code for a protein of 328 amino acids.
UUGAUCUAUACCUACAGUCUAAAGAUUUGAUUCUCAGACACGACCUUCGUCUAUCUUCUCUAGCAUGGCUCUUCUGUGCUCAGCUUUAGCUCUUGCAGUUAUUUCUCCAGUCCUAAUCUCUGGGAACUCUGAAAUGGCACAGUUUGAAAACUUUAUACUUCGGUUUAACAAGACCUAUAAGAACGAAGAAGAGUUUAAAGAUCGACUGCUGAUUUUUUCAAAAAACAUGGAAAAGGCCCGACUCCUGCAGAAGACUGAGCUUGGUACAGCAAAGUAUGGGGUGACCAAGUUUAGUGAUCUCACAGAUGAAGAAUUUAGUAGCUAUCAUUUGGGCACAAAGGUUCCGAUGUCGCCCUCAUUGGAAAGUACCAAACAAAAGGCAUCCCCUCCAAAGACUUGCGACUGGCGUAAAAAAAGGGUUAUUUCAAAAGUCAAGGAUCAGGGACAGUGUUAUUCAUGCUGGGCUUUUGCUGCUGUUGCUAACAUAGAAGCGCAAUUAGGAAUUUUGGGAGAUCUUGGAAAGGAAUUAUCAGAACAGCAACUUGUAGACUGUAAUACUUGCAAGAAUAGUUGUGAAGGAAGUUUUCCAUGGGAUGCUUUUAUAACGGUUCUCGAGCAAGGCGGUCUAGCUAGUGAAGCCGCAUACCCCUACACAGCGAAGAAAGGAUCGUGUAAAACAGUUUCGGGACCUAAAGCUUCAAUCACUGGAUUUAAAAUGAUUGCUCAGCAUGAGGAAGCAAUGACUGCUCAUCUUGCACACUCAGGAACUCUGACAGUGGUCAUUAAUAAAGCUCUACUCAAGUCAUACACUGGAGGAAUCAUAGACCAGAAAGAAAAGUGUGACCCAACUCGGGGAGAUCAUGUGGUUUUAAUUGUUGGAUAUUCCAAAGAAAUGCCAAAGCCCUACUGGAUCCUGAAGAAUAGCUGGGGAGAGAACUGGGGAGAAAAUGGCUAUUUCAGACUACAAUGGGGUAAAAACAUGUGUGGAAUCACCACAUACCCUAUGACUGCUACAUUUGACAAGAAAAAAAGACCACAAUGUCCUCCAUAACCAGCUCAAGAUGGGUUUUUCCCACAAUAUUUUUUGGUUGCAGUAUUUGAAUUCCAAAUUGUUUCUUUGUGUGUGUAAUAAGCUGAUUUAUUUUAUUUCUUUUUUCUCUCUCCC